AUGCGAUCGAAAUCGUUUUCGAAUUCACCCGAGGGGAACGCCGAGGGAGUCGUGAAGGAAGCUCGUAUGGGCACAGAAGCUGUGACCUCAUACAAUAAACUGCUGUCUGAAUAUGUGCAAAGCACCAGCGUUCAGCCUCAAGUUUGUGCUAGUAACGUCGGUGAUGGAAGUAUCCUUCUGAAAGCUACCAUUAGCCCUUUUCCUCCGCUUACCAGUCUGAUAACCGAGGAGGACUGGGUGAAGAUCGUGCAGAAGGUUAAGAACAUCAUGCACAUGCGUUCCCGUGCCGAAGAUUCUAUGCCGCAGAACUCGGUAACGGAAGGCAGCUCGAAAACUCCCCCUUCUGAUAGUGGUACCAACAACCUUGUCGAUCCCAUCAAGGAGUCACCUCCUGCGUCGCCAGAAAGGUGGUCGUUUUCUCCAACCGAUGCUUCAUCUCCAUCGUCAUCGAGAUGUGAAGCGAAAAAUGCAACGGGUCGCCUCCCGCUUAAAGUACGCUUCCAUCGUCUCGCUGAUGAUGAAUAUGAAGUGGUUGAAAAUGCUACGGCCACUUGCUCCGAAACCUCUGAAGGUACUAGUAGGUUGUCGGAUAGGAGGACCUCCGAAGGGAAUGAACCGUCGGAUAGGAAGGUUCAUAAGAAGACCAAGAAAACGAAGAAGCGUCGUGUGUCGCAUGAUUGCAACGUUGCUUACAUGAUUGAUGAAAGCCAUCUUGUUGAAAAUAGAAGGCCAAGCAUUGUCUCAUCGAGUUUUGUGAACGGGAAUGGCAGUGAACCUGCUACUAAUGGAGAUGUUCAUGUUGAAGAUCUCAACUGCUCACUUUCGAAGAACGAGAAAGUUGAGAACAGCAUGAAUGCUAUGGCAACUUGGCCGAGUAGAAGUGUUGAAACAUUUGGUGAAGCUGAUGGAAAUGUGGAGGCUUUUGUGACUCACCACAUCUGGAAAAAAAAGCAAAGACGUGGCGAACCUGUGGUGAAGACAUCGUAUGUGAGGCGCCAAGGCACUCCAGUAACCUGUACCAUAUACUUGAGAAGCGCGUGUAAAUCAACCUGUAGUGCAGCUAAGCAUAAUGCCGUUGUUCCUCGUCGUAAUUUUGGGAGGGAUCGUUCUCGAUACUCUGCUCCUCCUGGCUCCUCUAUUCGCCGCCAUAAUCGUGUUCGAGCUACCAAAAGUGCUUCACCACAAAGAGUUCGCCCAAGUCGCUACUGGCCGGUGUAUGACGAUGAUGAUAAAAUUCUGCUUUCUCCUUUCAUGCACACCAGAUCGAAAGAUCCAAGUCCUUUGGUGAAUGGACUAUGCAUCGUCAAAAAAGAGGAGAGUAGUGAUGAACCACACUUUCAAGCAAUGAUGCCUUCAGUGGUCGAGAAUAGGGAGAAUUUGCAGCAAGCCCCAGUUAUAAAGACUGAAUGUGAAGAUAGCGACUACAGCACAUUUCACAACUCCGUUUCCUCAAACGAUGUUGGCAAAAGUGAUCACGAGCAAACGGCAAGAUUGGCACGUCGAAGAUCGUCACAGAGCCGGCCGAAAAAGGUGCGUCCACGUGCAGGAAGGCGUACUGGCGAGCGCGUUGCUUCGGACGAAGAGAUUCCUCCUGAUGCGUUUCGCACAUCCGAUUCAACGUCACCUUCUAAUUUGCCUGUAAGUGCGGAGCCAAAGGUGUUGUCUUCGCAGUACGCUCGCGAGCAGUUUGAGAAUCAAGAUGGAACGGAUGACUUGCCAUUGUUUGAAGAUAACGUCGAGGUCCCCAGCGAACACCUGUCUGCUGAUACCGAUAACAGCUCUGCUAAUGACGGUUUAUGCAUCGCUGAAGAUGAACCACUUUUCAACAAGAAUGAAGCUCAGUCUGUUACACCGCAGGAGUCUGGUGAUACUCAAGCUAUAGAAGGAAAGUCUGAAGUAAAGGUCAAAACUGAGCCCUUGGCAUAUGAAGAGGAUCAAUCACUUGCGGUCCAAGUUUACCGUGCGGGUGACGCUGCACAAGAAGCAGUGAAUGAGAAUGGAGAUGAAUCCUCACUAACUGAUGAACAGACAAGUGCAGCGAAUCAGCCAGUGGACCCGAACACGAGUUACAGAUAUGCAUUACAUUUUAUAGCAUUGGUCAAUUGA
Cylicostephanus goldi is the source of this 2106-nucleotide messenger RNA. The record is from the annotation of a GenBank genome assembly. Lineage: Eukaryota; Metazoa; Nematoda; Chromadorea; Rhabditida; Strongylidae.